Messenger RNA from Bacillus rossius redtenbacheri, 3035 nucleotides. Its product is annotated as arginine/serine-rich protein PNISR. Gene Ontology annotation, cellular component: nuclear speck; presynaptic active zone. Gene Ontology annotation, molecular function: RNA binding. Bases 255 to 2441 code for a protein of 728 amino acids. The record is from RefSeq and is a predicted model, not a curated record. Lineage: Eukaryota; Metazoa; Arthropoda; Insecta; Phasmatodea; Bacillidae. The transcript has 13 exons.
UGCGUUGGUGAAACUGAUUCUGAUGAUCUUCUGUUUGUUUAAUGGUUCAUGUACGCAAUUAUUGCUUGUAAUGAAAUUGUUGGUUGUUUGUGAAGUGUUAGAAUUGUAUUUUUAAUGGACAAUGGAAGUGUAACGAAAUAUCAACAGUUUGUUUUCUUUUUGUUACUAUCGGCUGUGGAAGUUAUUCCAGUUAGUAUGGGUUGUGGAAGGUGUAUGUGGUAGUUAAAUGCUGUAAGAAGACUUGCUCAGGAACAAUGUGGUCUGGGGACACCCAGUAUUCGCAAUGGGCCCUCAACCCAUCUGCCUACCAGAAUGUGUCUCAUGAAGAAGUGGACUGGGCAGCGCUAGCGCAGCAAUGGAUCCAGAUGAAGGAGACGUGUCCCGUGGACCAGGUACCGCCGGCCCCGCCCCCUCCCGUCAUCGGGGACACGUCCGCACCGAAGAAGGGCGCCGGCUCGGAGGCCGGGGAGGCUCCCAUGGACAUGGAGCUCAAGGACGACCCGGACAGCUCCAACGCUUCCAACUCCAACUCCCAAGACGCAGCGUCCUGGAACAACUGGUCGAGCUGGCAGCAGUGGGGGUGGAACUGGGGCGGGGGCAUGCCCCCGGGAGCCGCCGCGCCCCCUCCCCCGCCCCCGGCGAUGAUGCCCAGCAAGGGGGCGGGCAUGCAGCCGUACCAGUACCCUCCCGGGCCGCAGCAGUACGGCCCGGCGCCCGGAGUGUACGAUUACAACCACACGCCCGGCUCCAACCACUACAACCAGAUGUUGCCAGGAGGGUAUUGGGGUGGGGCUCCCCCAGGGGCAGUGGACGGCCCCCCUGGGGCCCCGGUGGCCCCUGUUAUGAUGGGUCCGGCCCCCUUCAUCCGCCAGAACAGGCCGGAAUGGCGGCGGGGCGGGAUCGGCCGGCCCCAGGACCGCACCAAGCUGCCUCCCAAGUCUGACGACGAAGAAGACACCACCACCAUGAUCGACGCCGCCAAGCGCCGCCAGCUGCCGGCCUGGAUCCGGGAGGGGCUGGAGAAGAUGGAGCGGGAGAAGCAGAAGAAGCUGGACCUGGAGCGACAGCUGCGUGAGCGCGAGACGCUGCGUCAGCGCCGACUGCAGGAGGAGGAGGAGGCUCUGAGCGGCCUGGCGCCCGGCCUGCCCAAGAAGAGCAAGUUCGACAGCGACUCGGAGGACGAGCCGGAGCAGGAGGCGGCGGCGGUGCAGCCCCGGGAGGCCAGGAGCCCCAGCCCCUCGCAGCUGUCGGGCCGUCGCCGCUCCCGCUUCAGCGACGCUGCCAGCCCCGAGGCAUCGCCGCGGCCGGCCGUGGAGCGUGAGCCCAGCCCGCCGCCGGGGCCCGUGCGCUCCCAGGAGGAGAUCCUGCAGGAGCAGAUGCUGCUGGUGCGACGGUCGCUGACGGAAAUCCUUCUGGAGGUGACGACGGAGCAGCUGGAGGAAGUCGCCCAUCAAGUGUUGCACAAGUUCAGAGCGAAAGCUCCAGCGUUGCAACUGAGGAAGACCCAGGCGUUAGCGUCUUUGACUGGGAAGCUUGGUCUGGGGAUAUACGGAGACAGCGAGGAGGAGUCUGAGGACAGCGACGACGAGCCGGGCUCGCGCAGGGACAACGCUGUGGACUCGGACCAGGAGCUCAAGGACCAAAUACUGAGGCGCAAGCAGGAGUUCUCCAAGAUAGAGCGAGACAUAGAAACCCACUUGGCGCAGGAGGAAGAGCGAGAGCGGCAAGAGUUGCGCUCGCGAGCGGCCGCCACGGCCGCACAGGAAGAGGAGAGCGACGACGAGCGGGUGAAGAGAGGGGAGACACAGGUAGAGAACCAAUCAGAUACAAAGCGACCGUCAGCACACCACGGCACAAUAAUUGCAGACUCGGAGGAGGAGGCGGACGCCAGACCUCGGUAUUCCGGCGAGCAGGAAGCUCCCGCCGCCUCUCGGAAGUCGUCGCGGGAGGACGACGGGGUGGCGUCGGAGGAGGAUAAGGGGGAGAGGCGAAAGGUGAGGUCGUCCAAGAGAGAAUCGGAGGAGUCGCGAAACAGCGUCAGCUCCGACAACAACGCGGCGACCGGCGAGGACGGGGCGUCGGAGUCGAAGAGCUCGUCCAGCUCGGAGAGCAGUCGCCGCAGCUCGCGGAAGAGCUUCCAGCGCUCGCGCAGAAGAGACGUGCGCCGGAGCGGGAAGGAGGAGCAGAGGCGCUCGCGCAGGUCGCGAGAGAGGGAGUGGGAGGCCAAGGAGCGCGAGAGGAGCGGCAGGGAGAGGCGCGAACGCGAGCGCAGGGGGUCCCACAGUCGCAGCAGGGAGGACGACAGCCGGCGGUCGCACAGACACGGCCACUCUGGCCACGGCGAGAAGAGCGGUCGGCACCGUCGCAGCCACCACCGUCGCCGCGAGCGCUCGUCCAGCAGCUCGAGCGGUCGCAGGUCGCGCUACAGUCGCUACGAGUGACCCAUCAUUCCUGAGAUGUGUGUCGAAAAUUACUUCCCUUAAUCAAUGUUGUCAUUAUGAUAGAACAUAUGGACCAAAGCAAUUAACUGUACUUUUGUUUUUUAAAUAUUUAUUUUAAUUUUUUUGUACUUUUGGUUAAAUUAUUAUAAUUUUACAUCUUUCACAGUUUUUGUUCACUGUAUUUUCUAGCAUUGCAAUCAUUGAUAAUGGGUACGUCACAGAAUAUUAGUUAUAAACCUGCAAAGCAUUUUUAUGUUGAAGAUGAAAUGUUGUGAGGUAAGACUGUAAAGCAAGUGAGCCUUUUAUUUUUUGUUAACAGUGGUCAUGCUGAGAAAUAAAUUAGUGCCGAAACAGAAACUGUUGUGAAGUGAGGGGAACAUUGAGUGUAUGUGUGGUGCAGAAUGUGAACGUGUGUCCACUUUGUCUGUGUGGGUGACAAGAGCUCGGUGCUCAGCCGUUUAUUUUAGUGGGUCUCUGCAAGUGUGCUACAGGACACGCAACAGGCUAGGCAGGGAUGCCACUACUUGUGUAAAUACGUAAAUAUUGGUUUUUUACAAUUCCUAUGUAAAGUUUAUUAAAUUUCAAUUCUAUUAA